UCACUAUUCACCCCCCUCAGUUUUUCACUUAACGUUGUCUUUCUUCUGUAGUUCUUCAUCCAAUUUCACUUGACUGGAUAAAAAACUUAAUGAUCACCAUGAGGACCAAGGCCAUCCUACUUCUGACUUCAUUCAUGUUCAUUAACCUGCCUCCUGCAUCCUCUGCUGCCAAUGCCACAGAAAACAGCACUGCUCCAGCACCUUCCACCACCAACGUGGUAGCAUCUUCUGCUACUACGCUAAUAGUGACAAAUGUCACACAACAAACUAACACCACACCGACAUCAUCAUCUUUGACACCGACAACAGUGUCAUUUUCCUCAAUGACCAGCCAACGUGACCUAGUUUCCUCUUCAGCACCAGCCAACAACACACCCACAUCCACCAGCAAUCCCUCUAACACCAAGCUCUGGCUUUUAAUCAUUCUGUUGUCCAUCAUUGUGUUAAUGCUGUUUGUGGGAUGCAUCCACGCAUUGAUAGGCCGGCAUUCAACUCAGGACAGCUCCGCCCCCAGGCUCCUACUGGGUGUGAGGGAGAGGCUGAGGGCUGGGAUCAAUAACCUGGGGGACCAGAUGGGGCUUCGCCUCUGGCCAGAGAGGAGGAGAGUAGGGGAGGAUGACAAGGAGGCAGAGCAAAGACUGGGAGAUGCUAAGGAAGAGAGAGAUGAUGGGGCAGAAGGAGGUAGUAGUGGAGUAAGGAAUGAAGAACAUCUGGAGCGCAAGGAGGAAGUCAGUGACUCUUCAGAUGACUACUCAAGCAUGGAGGGAGAUGACCUGAGGGAGAGAGCGCUGAACAGAAGGGAGGAAGAAGAGAAGAAGCAGAACAGGAAUGAGGACGGGGAGGAAACAAGUAGUGUGAAUGAAGCAGACCAAUGUGCUGUGGAGGUAGACAGCAAUGCUGGCAACUGGGGAGGUUCAGAAGAGAUAGUACUGGUAAACUCUCCACAGGAAGAUGAUGAAGAGGAUCAUCGUGAUGUUACCGUCCUGUAGAAGAGAAAAGCAGGAAGAAGAAAAGUUACCAGGAUUAUAAAUAAGUGGAUGAUCAAACUUAGAAUGAUAAUGUGAAGUUUUUAAAUACUUGAUGGUUAAAGUUUUUAAACAUUCCCAUCUUUGAAAAGUAGGUUAUACAUAUAAUACUGACAGACUGUUUAUGUCAUUGUAAUACUGUA
This is a messenger RNA of Scomber scombrus (Atlantic mackerel), 1168 nucleotides long. RefSeq lists its product as uncharacterized. The record is from RefSeq and is a predicted model, not a curated record. The transcript is spliced from 2 exons. Bases 90 to 989 code for a protein of 299 amino acids. Lineage: Eukaryota; Metazoa; Chordata; Actinopteri; Scombriformes; Scombridae.